Messenger RNA from Hyphopichia burtonii NRRL Y-1933, 882 nucleotides. It is a transcript of the gene HMX1, whose product is annotated as Hmx1p. The coding region runs from base 1 to 882 and encodes 293 amino acids. The transcript has a single exon. Gene Ontology annotation, biological process: heme oxidation. The record is from RefSeq and is a predicted model, not a curated record. Gene Ontology annotation, molecular function: heme oxygenase (decyclizing) activity. NCBI's taxonomy places the organism in Eukaryota, Fungi, Ascomycota, Pichiomycetes, Serinales, Debaryomycetaceae.
AUGACAACUAUUCAAACCGGUGCUACUACCAAAUUAAACCAACACGAAAUCAUUCCAGCGAAAAAUGAUGUUGGAGCAUUAGCAAAUAGAAUAAAUACCCAAACUAAAGGACAACACGAUAAGAUUAAUAAAGCCAUCGUACUCAAAUUAGCAUUAGCAUUAAGAGAUGCCAGAAUAUACCGUCAAGGAUUACAAAGUUUCUACCAUGUGUUUGCGUCGAUUGAAGAGGUUUUAUUUGACCAAUUCGAAAAAAAUCCAAAUGGUAAGUAUACGUCAAUGUUGAAACAAGUAUGGAAACCAGAAAUGGCCAGGGCUGAAAGAGCCCGAACUGAUUUAUUAUUCUAUUAUGAUGAUAACAAAAGUAAAUUCAUGAAUCCUAAAAUGAGUGAGCAAAUCAAUUUUGCCAACCAUAUUAAAGAAAAAUGCAAUGAAAAACCAUACUUACUACUUGCUUAUUUACACGUUAUGUAUUUAGCUCUUUUCGCUGGUGGUCGUAUAAUGAGAUCUUCGAUUUCAAAAGCAACCGGAUUGUUUCCUCAAAAAGAUAAUUUGAAACAUGAAGAAAUCAUUAAAUUAGGGGCUAAUUUCUUUUGUUUUGAUGUCACUGAUGAAGAUUCUUUUAGACUAUUAUACAAACGUGAUUACGAGUUGGCAACCAGAAAUUUUUUAACUGAAGAUCAAAAACAAGAAAUUAUCAAAGAAUCAAUCUAUAUCUUUGAACAAAAUUAUAAAUGUGUUAAAGAAUUAGAAAAACACAAUUUGGAAUUAUUAACUAAAAAAUGGAGUUAUAUAGCAGCCACCAAAGGUUAUUAUGCUGCAGUGGUUUUACUCGUGGUUUUCUUCAUUUACUAUCUUCAAAAAAUGUUAUCAGCUUGGGUUUAA